Molecule: messenger RNA, 1299 nt
Organism: Phyllotreta striolata
Lineage: Eukaryota; Metazoa; Arthropoda; Insecta; Coleoptera; Chrysomelidae
Source: the annotation of a GenBank genome assembly
AUGCAGCACUUCAAAGACGUUCAUUUCUUCCAUACCCCAUCCCAAGGAAACAUAUACACUAUAGUUGAAUUACCAAUGACUAGCGGGUCCACCAAGCUCCUCGUUGCCUCCUUAAAACGAGAGAUUUACUGUUUCGAAUUCCAAGAAUCGCCCUCGGGCUCUCUUAUACCCUCUUGCAAAGAAGUUUCAUUCACUUAUAUACCAAACGGCGCUGAAAUUAUAUCUAUGGAUGCAUUUAACAAAAAUAAUAAUAGUAAUGAAUUUAUUAUAGGAAUUACGAUAAUUAAGAAUAGUAACGACUCCGAAGGACGUUUGGAAAAUUAUUUGAACAUAUAUUCGGGGGAGGAUACAGAGGAAUUUAAUAUCGAAAGCGUAGCUCAGAGCUGCUUAAACGUAGAAUUGAAUUUCAUUCCGUAUAAACUCCUUCAUACAUAUUUAGUAACUUGGAAUGAUGAGUUGCUAAACAAAGAGGUGGUUUUCGUAUUAUCCGGUAGCGAUAAUCAAGUGCACGUAUACAAAGAAAACAUGGCCGAUCACAUUUAUAAGGAACUAGAUAACUUGGAAUAUUUUCCUGAAUUUACCAAAACGCCUAGUCCUGUGAUUUGGAUUGAUAUAUAUUAUUCACCAGACUAUUCGGAGCGUGUAACUUCGUUCGCUUGUGAAUGCGGUUACGUAAAAUUGUUGAAAGUCGAUGUUAGGAGUAAUAAAGUAAUUUACAAUUUUUCGACGAGGUUCGGAAAUUACAUUUCAAGAGUAUAUAUCAGCCCGGAAAACGAUGUACCUGAGGAUAAAUUGUUCAAAAAAAAUCUUACCUUUACUGAUAUUAUGAGACAGAGGAGAACCGAAAGGAGCACCUCGAGCAAAAGACUGAAUUUAAUUGUAAUAAACACAAUUUUACCGUCGGUUAUUUUUCACGACAUUCUUAAAUACGGCCUUAGUAAGUACUCAACUUUACCUAGAAUAAACACAACCAAUAUAUCAACUACCUGCGAAGUGGCAGACAUCGAUUUUGACGGGGAGAAAGAAAUUCUUAUAGGAACUAGUUCAGAGGAAAUAAUGGUGUACAAAAGAGAUUCCGAGAAAGUAUGGUGGCUAGAAGAAGUAAAGAAGAUGACCUCGCCUAUAUUAGGUAUUAAAUGCGUUGAUGUGACUGGAGAUGGUGUCAAGGAUUUGGUCAUUCUAUCAAUGAAGGGUGUACAAGUUUUACAAUAUGAACAAGGCUAUUUGCAAAGAAUUCUAAACUCAAAAAUCGAAAAUAUAACAGUACCUGAUGUGUCUGAAUUAAAUAUUAAAAAGUGA